Messenger RNA from Microcebus murinus (gray mouse lemur), 2499 nucleotides. It is a transcript of the gene CCNE2, whose product is annotated as cyclin E2. The record is from RefSeq and is a predicted model, not a curated record. Lineage: Eukaryota; Metazoa; Chordata; Mammalia; Primates; Cheirogaleidae.
GGCGCAUGCGUGCGGGGCGGGCCCGGCCCGGCCUAUAUAUUGGGUUGGCGCCGGCGCCAGCUGAGAGCUGAGCAGUAGCGGGUCUGGCGAGGUUUCACACACCUGAAAGAAGAGAAUGUCAAGACGAAGUAGCCGUUUACAAGCUAAGCAGCAGCCCCAGCCCAGCCAGACGGAUUCCCCUCAAGAAGCCCAGAUAAUCCAGGCCAAGAAGAGGAAAACAGUCCAGGAUGUCAAAAAAAGAAAAGAGGAGGUCACCAAGAAACAUCAGUAUGAAAUUAGGAAUUGUUGGCCACCUGUAUUAUCUGGGGGAAUUAGUCCAUGCAUUAUCAUUGAAACACCUCACAAAGAAAUAGGAACAAGUGAUUUCUCCAGAUUUACAAAUUACAGAUUUAAAAACCUUUUUAUUAAUCCUUCACCUCUGCCUGAUUUAAGCUGGGGAUGUUCAAAGGAGGUUUGGCUAAACAUGUUAAGAAAGGAGAGCAGAUAUAUUCAUGACAAGCAUUUUGAAGUUCUGCAUUCUGACUUGGAACCACAGAUGAGAUCAAUACUUCUAGACUGGCUUUUAGAGGUAUGUGAAGUAUACACACUUCAUAGGGAAACAUUUUAUCUUGCCCAAGACUUUUUUGAUAGAUUUAUGUUGACACAAAAGGAUAUAAAUAAAAAUAUGCUUCAACUCAUUGGAAUUACCUCAUUAUUCAUUGCUUCUAAACUUGAGGAAAUCUACGCUCCUAAACUCCAAGAGUUUGCUUACGUCACUGAUGGUGCUUGCAGUGAAGAGGAUAUCUUAAGGAUGGAACUCAUGAUAUUAAAGGCUUUAAAAUGGGAACUUUGUCCUGUUACAAUCAUCUCCUGGCUAAAUCUCUUUCUCCAAGUUGAUGCUCUUAAAGAUGCUCCUAAAGUCCUUCUACCUCAGUAUUCUCAGGAAACAUUCAUUCAAAUAGCUCAGCUUUUAGAUCUGUGUGUUCUAGCCAUUGAUUCAUUAGAGUUCCAGUACAGAAUACUGGCUGCUGCUGCCUUGUGCCAUUUUACUUCCAUUGAAGUGGUUAAGAAAGCCUCAGGUUUGGAGUGGGACAACAUUUCAGAGUGUGUAGAUUGGAUGGUGCCUUUUGUCACUAUAGUAAAAAGCACUAGUCCAGUGAAGCUGAAGACUUUUAAGAAGAUUCCUAUGGAAGACAGACAUAAUAUCCAGACACAUACAAAUUAUUUGGCUAUGCUGGAUGAAGUACAUUACAUAAACACCUUCAGAAAAAGGGGACAGUUGUCACCAGUGUGCAAUGGAGGCAUUAUGACACCACCGAAGAGCACUGAAAAACCACCAGGAAAACUCUAAAGAAGUUAACCAACCCAAAUAAGUUGGAAUUCACCAAGUACUGGAUAGUAUUUGAUAAAACCAAACUACUAAAGUUUUACAAGAAGAUAGUGCUGUGAUUUGUCCUGGCCAAUUCAGAAGUUACACUGCCAUUCUUUGAUGAAAAAACUUUAAAAAUUGGCACUAAGGAAGAAAUUGAAUUGUCUGUUAGCUGUUAAAGAAACAGCAGGACUUGUUUACAAAGAUGACUUCAUUCCCAAGGUUACUGGAGAGAAGCCAGCCAUAGCAACCUUUUUUAAGAUCCAGUGUUAUUAUGUUUAUCUUGAUAAACUAGGAAUUUUAUCAUUAAAGGGUACAUUAAGUGAUAUAUACCUUGAAUCUACCUUUUAGAUUCUCAAAAUUCCUACUCUUGACUAGUGCAAUUUGGUUCUUGCAAAUAAAAUUUAAACUUGUUUACAAAGGUUUAGUUUUGUAAUAAGGUGACUAAUUUAUUGAUAGUUGCUAUAGCAAGCUAUUAUAAAACUUGAAUUUCUACAAAUGGUGAAAUUUAAUCUGUUUUCUAACUAGUUUAUUUGCCUUGCCAUAAUACAUUUUUGUAACCAGUAAGGCUUAGAUGAACAUGGUGUUUAACCUGUGCUCUAAACAAUGAGAGUACCAAAGAAAUAAUAAACAAGAUAAAUGCUGUGGCUCCUACUUGGGGCUUUGACACAUAGGUUGCUUUAUAAUAACAUUGUUGUAUGUCACAAUUUUGGUGAAAACCUUAAGUACCCUUUCUAAUUAUUUAUGAGAAAGUCACUUUAUUACUCUAAGAUAUCCCUAAGGACUUUUUUUUUAGUGUGACUAAGGCUUUAUUUAAGUUUGCAAAACUGUUUUAGACAGUGUCAAAGUGACAAAGCUUAACACUUGGCCUAAACUUCUAUUUUCUUAAGGCAGAAGAGUAUUAAAUGUAUACUGACUCCUAGAAAAAUCUAUUUAUUAAAAAAAAAAACUUGCUGUAUAUAGACUAGCUACUUCUACAUAUAUAUUUUAAAUUAGCUUUUAAAAUAAAUUUCAGCCUCAAAGUAGAUAGAUUUAAUUAGAAAACAAAUUUUUGUUGUCAGACAUGUGAAUCUCUUCUCCCUUUGAAGAAAUUAUAAAUUUAAGCUAUUGUUAUGAAGUCUUCUGUAUAGUUUUUGUUUUUAAACUAAUUU